GGGGGGGACAGGAAGUCACAAGGCUGAUACAGCCAUUUCCCCUUCCCCUCUGGCCCCAGGAGGUCCUGGAGGGAAAUGGUCCGCCUGGUCUGGCGCCUACAGCUGGGGUCUGGUGUCGAGGCUCAUUGUUUGAGGCUGUGGCAGGGGCCACGGAAAGCCUCGGGACUGCCCUUCGUCCACCUACCGCAGACCCAGAGCCCUAAAGGCAGACUCGCAGUGGGCAGGACAGCGCCCAGCUGGAUGGAGGCGCUCGGGGCUGUCCUUCUGACCCUCCUGCUGUGCCAGCAGCCAGCCGAGUGUACAGGGCACAGGCUGGCACAGGAGGAUGAGGAGGACGUGAAGUCGGAAGGCUACGGCUACGAUGACGACGAUGAGGAAGAGGAGGAAGACGAGACCAACAUGAUCUUCAGCAGCAAGGACAGAGUGACCCUGGAGUGCUACACCUGCUUGCUGCUGAAGGACAGGGAGCGCUGCCAGGAGACGAAGCGCUGCUCCAGUGGCCAGACCUUCUGCACCACCAUGGUCUCCCACGGCAGAACCGACUCGGGUUUCCUGACCACCUACUCCAUGUGGUGCACGGACUCCUGCCGACCCCUCACCAAGACGGUGGAGGGGACCCAGAUGAACCAGACCUGCUGCCAGUCCACGCUGUGCAACGCCCCGCCCUGGCAGAGGCCCCCCAGCGGGGCAGGCAGCCCCCAGGGUGGCAGAACUGGCCAGCCCCAGGGUGGCCGUGCAGGUGGCCCUCGGGAAGAUGGGCCUGGCAGUUCCCGGGGCAGUGGGGCACCAGGCUUCACAGGCUGCCCAAAAAGUAUGGGCACAGCCCUCCUGCUCCCCCUCCUUGCCAGCCUUUGGACAGUGGAGGCCUAAGGGCCCUGCCACCCCUCCACCGGGGACCCCCUGUCCAUGCCUCCCCUCCCCGCGACCGGCUCUGGAGAAUAAACUUGGCGGUGUCUCACAG
Messenger RNA from Dipodomys ordii (Ord's kangaroo rat), 961 nucleotides. RefSeq names its product glycosylphosphatidylinositol anchored high density lipoprotein binding protein 1 (gene Gpihbp1). NCBI's taxonomy places the organism in Eukaryota, Metazoa, Chordata, Mammalia, Rodentia, Heteromyidae. The transcript is spliced from 4 exons. The record is from RefSeq and is a predicted model, not a curated record. Gene Ontology annotation, molecular function: acetylcholine receptor inhibitor activity. Bases 76 to 870 code for a protein of 264 amino acids.